AUGGAGCACAAGGCAGAUGCCUUUUGGAAGCUGCACGCAAAGCUUGGCGAGGCCCAUCGUCAGGCCAUGUCAGAGUUGACGCUCAAGCUUCAGCUGGGUCAGGUCUCCUCGUCUAAACGCAGCGGCGGGUCACCAGAAUUGCAAGACUCUGUCGGUUCUGACGGGAGCGAGGCUUCGGAGGAGGACGAGUCCGUCGCAUCCCUGAACCACGACCGAGAUCGCUCGUUAAACGAGGCCGUUGGAUCGGGUGGCUUUCUUCCGCGCAGUGGAUCUAAGCUCAGCUUCACAGGCGCCCAGCUGUCGGUGCCCAUGCACCCGGCGUCUCCGCCGGCCUCCUCGCCCACGAACAGCAUCAAGAGGCGGAGCGCGACCGUUGACAGCACUACCGGUCGCGGUGGUCGACAGCGAUGCCUCAGCUCCGCUUCCUUCAUGUCGGGCUUGAAUCCCGACUUCGCCGGCCUUAGCGAAGUUGGUGACAUCUCGCAAGCAAUCGUGGGAGCGGACGAGGACAGCAAGGCGAGAGAGAUCGCGGCCAAACUUCAGGAAGCUGUGGCAGCCCUUGAGCCCCAGGAACACGCAGCCCUCCUCAACCGGCACGCCAUUCCCCACCUGAAGCAGAAGUUGCCAAGCCUGGAAGAGGACGAGGAGGAUGAGACCGUUUUUGCCCCGAGGAUGGAGUGGUCCGCUGCUGAGCGUAACAGCAGGUCGAGGGCCUCCUCGCGGAAACCUGCCACGACGCUGACCAGCCAGAUGGACCUAGCUGAUGACAUUCCAGAGAUGGGACAGACCCGACAGUUCACCAGCAAUCUGUAUCAUCCGACGCGCCGUCGUUGGCCGCAGCUGGUCUUCAUGCCCACCGGCACCUUCAGGACGGCCUGGGAUUUCUUCAACAUUGUCGUCUUGACCCUGGAGCUGAUCCUGCUUCCGCUACAUGUCUUCGAGGGGAUGGUGCCCACACCUGGGCUCAUCGGCCUAUCAUGGGUCAUUCAGAUCUUUUGGAACAUGGACAUUGUGGUCAACUUUCGGACCGGCUUCUACAUGCGGGGCAACGCCAUCAAGGAGACCAAGCAGAUUGCGCUGUACUACCUGAGAGGCUGGUUACUUUGCGACUUUUCGAACGUGGUGUUGGAUUGGUACGUGGACAGUGUUGACUCCUACCCCUCGGCCGUGUUGUCGCAGACCGACGCCAGCGUGCUGUAUUACUUGGUCAUUACCAAGUUCAUUCUCCGCCUGGUGCGCUUCGCCAAGCUGAACAGGAUUGCGCAGUCUCUCGUCCGUAGGCUCAACUCCGACACCGCCAUCGCGAAGGCCAAGAUCUUCCUGCUCUCGUGCCAGAUCCUGCUUAUGCAGCAUGUACUUGCAUGUGUCUGGUACAGAGUGGGCCGUGUCUCAGAGACGGAAGGCUGGGUAACCCAAUUCGGCUUCGGCGAGCAAGAUGCGGACUACAGGUACACCACAUCUCUGCAUUGGAUGUUCUGCCAGCUGGGCUUCGGAUCUACGAGCAUUGAGGGAAGCACCACACUGGAGCGCACCUUCGGACUCAUCGUGGCCUUCUUGGCCCUGGUGGUCUUCUCUACCCUUCUGGGUGCCAUCACAAGCCUUACGACUCAGCUGAACAAGGCUUCCGAGGAGCGCAAGCACCAGUUCCGCCAGCUGAGGAAGUACCUGAGCCAGCACCACAUCAACGAGGAUCUUUGCCUGCGCAUCACCGGUUUCCUCGAGGAGGCCUACAAGCUGCGCCAGGCAGGACUGGUCGAGUCCCAGGUUACGCUGCUGGAGUUGUUGUCCAAGCCCCUGCGGGGCGAACUGCAAUAUGCCAGGUACGAGAAAUGUCUCGAGGAGAUGUCCUUUGUGAGGGAUGAGUUGUUGGUCCACGACAAUCCUCGGAACCUCCAGGCGGCGAAGAACCUGGCCACCGAAGCCCUGGCGCACAGAACCUUUGCUCCAGCCGACACCAUCUUCGAGGCUGAGGUCAUUGCCAACCACGCCUAUUUCCUGACCUCGGGUCUGCUUGUCUACGAGCUCAAUGGCUACAAAGUGCGGUUGCAAGACAGCCGGUGGCUAGUGGAGAUGAGCUUGUGGAUCCCCUGGCUUCACUUAGGUGAACUCCAUACGGAGGACGUCUCCAGCCUAGUCAUGCUCGAGGUCGGAAAGUUUGCUGCCAGCAUUCGGCGGUCCUCCAACGGUCAGAGCCUGGCACAGGCCUGA
This is a messenger RNA of Symbiodinium natans, 2208 nucleotides long. The record is from the annotation of a GenBank genome assembly. NCBI's taxonomy places the organism in Eukaryota, Dinophyceae, Suessiales, Symbiodiniaceae.